CUGAGGGAGGACUCGCUUUGCCACGUCGGUCUGUGAGCGCUGAGACGCUGGAGCUGACCUGCCCUCGCAGUUAAUCACAGCAGCUGCAGAGUCUCUCACCUCCUCAACUUAAUGUUUACCUGUUCGGAAAAAGUGCUGGACAGUAUUACUCUCCCGUGUGGCCUCGUUUCCCGCCUUCACACACAAGACAAGAGCAGAGCAGAGCAUAGCAGAGCUGCUGCUGGUCUGUGUGAAACCUCCUCAGAGCGCGUCUGCAUUUCCAGAAACCAGAAACAAAUGUUCGCUCUCGACUCCGCUUUUCUCUUUACCCCGCUUGACUGAUGUCUCUAACUGAUGUCGGCUGGGCUGCGCUGGGCGAGGCCGUGAGGACGUGGUCACUGGGAGCUGCUGGGGUUGUGGUGGUGGUCGACGUGGGAGCUGGACAUGCCCGGGGGCCGCAGGGGUCCGAGUAGACAGCAGCUCAGCCGCUCGGCGCUGCCUUCCCUGCAGACUCUGGUGGGGGGCGGCCUCAGCAACGGCACAGGACCCAGGAGCAGGAGCAGUAACUCAGUGGGCCUGUCAGCCCCACCCCUCACAACCCUGAUCACGCCGGAGCCUGUGCGUCACUCCCGUAUCCCGGAGCUUCCUCUGGACAGCACCCUGCUGUUUGAGUUCCUGCUCUUCCUCUACCUGCUGGUGGCGCUCUUCGUGCAGUACAUUAACAUCUACAGGACUGUAUGGUGGUAUCCUCACAGCCACCCUGCUGCCUCUACCUCGCUGAACUUCUAUCUGAUGGACUACCACCUGGCUAUCUUCAUCACUGUGAUGCUGGCCAGAAGACUAGUGUGGACCAUCGUUUCAGAGGCCUCUCAGACAAGCCCCUCAUCGUUGGUGCAGUACGUGCUUCUGAUUGUGGCCCGGCUGAGCCUGCUGACCCUUUGUGGUUGGGUUUUGUGCUGGACCCUCGUCAACCUCUUCAAGACUCACUCAGUGCUUAACCUGCUCUUCCUAGGCUACCCGUUCGGUGUGUACGUGCCGCUAUGCUGCUUCCACCAGGAGGGACGAACACAGCCGGCUAAAACUGACUGCGGCUUCUCAGAGCAGGAUGGGACAGAUAGCUCUCUGCUUCGACCAAAGGACUUCCUGGCACUCCUGCGCGAGAACCUAAGAGAGCAGUUCUCCAGCCCCACCCAUGUACCUGCCCACACCUGCCCCCCCUCACCUGAGCUCAUACGCACUGAGGUGGAGGAGCUAAAGAGUGACUUUAACCGCCGAAUUAAAGAAGUGCUCUUCAACUCGCUCUUCAGUGCCUAUUACGUAGCCUUCCUGCCACUUUGUUUCGUCCAGAAUACACAGUACUACGACAUGCGCUGGUCCUGUGAGCACUUGAUCAUGGUGUGGAUCAAUGCGUUUGUCAUGCUGAUGAGCCAGCUUCUGCCGCCCAGCUACUGUGACCUGCUGCACCGUUCAGCUGCCCAUCUGGGUCGCUGGCAACGGCUCGAGCAUGGCUCAUACAGCAACGCACCGCAGCAUGUGUGGUCUGAGAGCACCAUCUGGCCUCAGGGGGUUCUGGUGCGACACAGCCGCUGUCUCUACAAGGCUGUUGGGCCGUAUAAUGUGGCCUUGCCCUCUGAUGUCUCCCACGCCAGGUUUUAUUUUCUGUUCCAUAAGCCAUUGCGGAUCCUGAACCUGUUAAUUGGGAUCGAGUCGAGCGUGGUGCUUUACCAGCUGUAUUCUCUGCUGCGCUCUGAGCGCUGGAACCACACGCUGUCGCUGGGCCUCAUCCUCUUCUGCAACUACUACGUGCUCUUUAAGCUGCUGCGGGAUCGUAUUGUGCUGGGCAAAGCCUACUCCUACCCCCUCAGUGGCAACAGCCUGGGCCUAAAGUCGCAGUGAGGCCCCAGCUAGGAGCUUUGGAGGACCUGAGCGUGCCAGAAAAAGGGGUUAAAGGAAUGACUGUGAACUCCAGCUGUUUAUUUUGAUACGGUUCUAUUUUCAUGCAAUGUUUAUCUAUUUAAGAAAAUAUUUUAUUUUGUAUACUGUUACACGAAUGAACACGGGGCAUUACGUUUUUGCGACGUGAUGUCAUUUCCUCCCUAAUGCGAAAUAAAAAA
This is a messenger RNA of Colossoma macropomum (tambaqui), 2093 nucleotides long. It is a transcript of the gene tmem39a, whose product is annotated as transmembrane protein 39A. Gene Ontology annotation, biological process: negative regulation of autophagosome assembly; negative regulation of autophagosome maturation. Bases 424 to 1875 code for a protein of 483 amino acids. NCBI's taxonomy places the organism in Eukaryota, Metazoa, Chordata, Actinopteri, Characiformes, Serrasalmidae. The record is from RefSeq and is a predicted model, not a curated record. Gene Ontology annotation, cellular component: endoplasmic reticulum membrane. The transcript is spliced from 9 exons.